AUGCGAUGUUGUAAACAAAAAAUCACAAGCUUGCUCGGUGACCAGAAGCCGCAAGUCACCUUCACCUGCGAUAAAGAGGAUGCGACCUGCCAAUUCCAAUUCUGGGUGGACCAGCGCGAAUCGUUUUACUGCGAUCUCGAUCAAUGCAAAUCCUCGGCCGAGUUCGACGAGCACCAGAACAGCACAUCUUACGUUUGCGACAACAUCAAAUGUAGCUGUAUUUCGGAUCGUAUGCUUUGUGGACAAGAUGGCUCCGUCGACAUCAGCGAUUUUUUGAAGGAGUCCAUUCGUGGCCCUGCGAAAUUUGAGUGUCAGCAGGAUGAGGGCAAGUCCAAUGACUGCCAAUUUCGAGAGCCACAGAUGGAUGAUCUUAUCUCGGCCCUUAUUGGCGACUCCAGCAUCCUUUUAACCUGUCGGUCUGGAGAAUGUCUCUACCACACUGAAGUUCCUGGAUAUGAGCGGCCCGUCAAGCGCAUCAACACACCACUCAUUGCCGGAAUUAUUGCCCUUUGCUCUCUGUUCCUCGUUGCUGUGAUUCUAUUGACAUGGUACCUUUCCCGGAGACAGUUCAAGUACGGCCCUAUCCACCUCGAUGACUCGGACGAUGAAAAUGCCAAGCUCAUGGCCGACCACAAGCCCGCUUCCUUGUAUUUCAGGGAUAUCUCAUACGCGCUUAAUGGGAAACAGAUCUUGAAGGAAAUUGGCGGCCUGGCGCGACCGGGCGAGAUAACUGCAAUCAUGGGUGCGUCCGGUGCUGGAAAGACCACGUUCCUUGACAUCCUAGCGAGAAAGAACAAGCGCGGCCGAGUUGCCGGCGAUUUCUACGUAAACGGCGAAAAAAUCAGCGACUCCGAUUACAAAAGCUUCAUCGGAUUUGUGGACCAGGAAGAUACGAUGCUGCCCACCCUUACUGUGCACGAAACAAUUCUUACGAGUGCUCUUUUGCGUCUCCCUCGCAAUAUGAGCCGGGCAGCGAAGGAGCAAAGGGUCGUUGAAGUUGAGAAACAGCUUGGCAUCCACCAUAUUCGAGACUCCUUGAUCGGCUCGGAAGAGGGCAAGGGACGAGGUAUAUCCGGGGGUGAAAAGCGCCGAGUCGGAAUCGCCUGCGAGCUUGUUACAAGCCCCUCAAUCCUGUUCCUCGAUGAACCAACAAGCGGUCUCGAUGCUUACAAUGCCUACAACGUUAUCGAAUGUCUCGUUACGCUUGCCAAGACAUAUAACAGGACUGUCAUCUUCACUAUUCACCAGCCUCGCUCGAACAUUGUUGCUUUGUUUGAUAGGCUUAUCCUCCUAGCUCGCGGCAAUACGGUUUAUUCAGGCCCCUUCCACCAAUGUCAAGACUACUUUGACAGUAUCGGUUACUCAUGCCCUCCUGGAUUCAAUAUUGCGGAUUAUCUGGUUGAUCUCACUAUGCAUGCUGGCUCCGUGGACGAUGUGGAUGACGGAACCAUUUUCGCAGAUAACUCUAGUGUUGGACCUAGCAGUACACGGGCCGUUAAGUCCAUUGGAACUGCCUCGAUCGUCAGCACUAAUGACGAUGGAAAUAACCUACCACCUACGCCAUCACGACCAAAGGGUAGGCGCCACGACUCAGUCCGCAAACAGCAGGAGCGGGAGCUCUUUACAAGGCGAAGGCAACCUGUGGAUACUGCGGCCUCUUCUGAUGCUGGUCUCGAGGAUCCCGGGUCAUUCAGACUACAUAGGCAAUCGCCUCACGAUGACCCGCACGACCUCCCUCCGGCGGCUCUCCCUCUAACGGCUCUCGACGAGAUUGUCCAGGCCUUUGCCGAAUCUGGAAUUGCUGACUCGACCCGUGAUGAGAUCUCGCAGUCUAUCGAGGCCGCUUGCCUUGCGAAUGGAGCCAACGCGACUGAAAACUCGGCGCAUAGUUCCGGUAUCAACGUGGGUGCUAUGGCUGUGCUUUCUGGGUACUUGUUCUACGGCAUAACUGAUGAUAUUGCCGGGUUCCAGAACCGACUGGGUUUCGAGAGGCUGUUGUUUGUCAGGGAGCGGGCUAAUGGCUACUAUUUACCGGUGACAUACUUUGCUGCCAAAGUCCUCUUCGACAUUGUUCCACUUCGGAUCAUACCUCCUCUCCUCAUGGGCUCAAUCAUUUACCCUAUGACCGGCCUGGUGGCGGAUUUCGAACACUUCUAUAAGUUUAUCUUGAUUCUCAUCCUCUUCAACUUAGCGGCGGCAGCUAUCUGUCUCUUCAUCGGCAUUGUAUGCAAGGAUCACGGCGUUGCAAACCUGAUCGGAUCUCUGGUCAUGUUGUUCAGCUUGCUCUUCGCAGGACUGCUUCUAAACCACAACGCGAUCCCUAAAACGGCUGUGUGGCUUCAAUCACUGUCUAUCUUCCAUUACGCGUUUGAGUCACUGAUUGUCAACGAGGUUGUGCACCUUACUCUCGUCGAUAACAAAUAUGGCAUCAACAUCACUGUUCCGGGCGCUGCCAUCCUUAGCUCCUUUGGCUUUGACAACAAUGCUCUAUGGUCUGAUGUCUUUUGUCUCGGAACAUUUGCAGUUUUAUUUAUUAUCCUCGCGUAUACAGCCAUGCAUAUUCUUCUUGUCGAGCGGCGGUAA
This is a messenger RNA of Parascedosporium putredinis, 2583 nucleotides long. The record is from the annotation of a GenBank genome assembly. Lineage: Eukaryota; Fungi; Ascomycota; Sordariomycetes; Microascales; Microascaceae.